Molecule: messenger RNA, 3406 nt
Organism: Nylanderia fulva
Lineage: Eukaryota; Metazoa; Arthropoda; Insecta; Hymenoptera; Formicidae
Source: RefSeq, a predicted model, not a curated record
UGAGUGGAAAAUUAUAACUAACAGUUAUAUAAUAAUUACUUGGUGUUUGCUGAGAACAUAUCAAAUAUGUUGCGUCAAUUAUUGUUUAUUGUUGAGUUUAUUUCUUUACUACAAAUCAGGAUGUAUAAUAAUGUGGCAUUUCUUCCGAAAGUGCAUCUAGAAAGUGGAUCUAGUGAAUUGUAAAAGUAAUUAUGACGCCUAAUGUGCCACAUAAAUACACGUAUUUUAUAUUUCAAUCGUAUGAAUCAACUAUAUACACACACGUAGAUACGUAUAACAGCUCGACAGAAUAUACUCGUCAUGCAAUAACCUUCCUGGCAAAAACUUGUCGAUCAUCAACCAUCAAAUAGUUUAUCAGUCUAUAUUACGCAUUAAAAUAAAUUAACAAUAAAGACAAGAAUAAAUAUACAAGAUAAGUAUAUAUGGUGUCCCAUUUUCAAUAGUCAAAUAUCUCGAAAUAAUAACAUUUCAAAAAAAAUGUAUUUUAAACACAAGUUGUAGAGAAGUACAUAUCCCAGCAAACACCGAUAUAUAAUUGUUACAUUGCUAUAAUAAAACGGAAUAUAACAGCCCAUACAGCACGUCUAAAUAUAAGUUACAUUAUAGAAACGUAACAUAGUUUCAGUUUCAAUUGACAUGUAUUAGAUACGUAUUUGAACGAAAUGAUGAAAGCAAAUUUAGUUUCAAUUUGCUUUCACGGAAUGAUGAAUUAUAAGCUUCGUAUAAAACGUAUCUGACAUGUAUCCAAAAGGUAACAAAUUAUGUCGUUUGUUAUAUAUUAAAAUGAUAUCAGUUUGGUAUCGGUUGUGCAUUUGACACAAAUUAGAUCUUCAUUUCACAUGAAAAUAUACGCCACAUUGGGUCACAAAUUCGCGGGAAAUCAGAGCAUAUUGCAAGAGUUAGAUGCAAAAUAUAGUGACGGUGGGUGAAUUUCUUGUAAGUUUGUGACUAUUUGAAUUUUCAUCGAUAGUUAUAAUUAUAGUGUGUAUUGCGAGCUCUGCGAUAGUAGUGGAAUACUCCGAAUUUCGGAGCGGAUAUUAUUACCAGCAGCUACAUAACUUGCGUCAGUAUAGCUGAUUCAUUUUCUUAUUUAAUUCUAAGGUAAAACUUUUUUACAUGUCUGAUAACAAAAGAAAAUAUUCGUCGUACUCAAAACGUCAUCGUAGAUAUUUAGUUGCUACUGAAACACAGAAUGAUUUGGACAGAUUCCGAUAUGUAGAUGAUAAUGAUGAUAAUGAUAUUCAAUUUUGUGAGGAUCUUGAAGGAGUUACGGCUAUUCAUCAUUCUUCUACCGAUAACUUGCACGCUGCUAGCUCAUCAUCUUCUCAAUCCAAUAGUGAUAAUCCUCCAUCUAAAUCUGAUCUGGCAAAUAAUGAAUCUGAUUAUAAUGUGAACUCUGAUAGCGAUACCGAAAAUUGUAGUUCAGAUGAUGACCCAUUAUCUGAUGACAAAGGUUAUGGAUGUGACUGGUUCGAUGAAGACAACAUCAAUGCUGCAGGUAACAGAUAUGAAUGUCACGACUCAUGAUAAGUAAGGAUGGGAUACAGAGUUCUGAAUUUAUGUCAGAUUUAAAGUGGUGGGCAAUAAAAUACAGAAUUUGUUUGAAUGCAAUUAGUGACCUCUUACAAAUUUUAAAAAAACAUAUUCCAAUAUUAUCAUUUUUGCCUAAAGAUGCCAGAACUUUUUUAAGAACACCGCGUGAAAAUAAUAUAAUUAAUUUAGCAGGCGGAUUAUAUUGGCAUUGUGGUUUACGUAAUUUUAUUGAAAAAUUAAUAAUUGACUAUGAUAAAUUAGCACUCCCAUCAAAUAUUGAUUUAAUUUUAAACAUAGACGGUUUACCUUUAGCUAAGUCCUCUAAAGUUUCGUUUUGGCCUAUUUUAGUAUCCGAUAUUAAGUUAAAGAAUGUUUACAUGGUAGGUUGCUAUUAUGGAAAUAGCAAACCAAGCAGUGCAAAUGAUUUCAUGAAAGAAUUUAUUCAUGAAUUAAUUAGUAUAAAUAAUAAAUUGCCUAUACAAGUUUCACUUUAUGCAAUUGUUUGUGAUGCUCCAGCAAAAUUGUUUUUAUUGUCCACCAAAGGUCACAUCGGGUAUGACAGUUGUUCAAAAUGUUACAUUCAAGGCACGCAUAAAAAUAGUAAAGUUUGUUUUGUUGAAAAUGUUCCAAGUCGUCUUCGAACUGAUACAGAUUUUCUUGAGCAAACAGAUGUAGAUUAUCAUAAGGGGGAAACAAUAUUGACAAUAGUUCCUAAUUUAGGUUUAGUGACAAAUGUACCGUUAGAUUAUAUGCAUCUUAUUUGCUUGGGAGUCGUUAAAAAAUUAUUGAUUUUAUGGAUAAAAAGACCUUUUUCGGUACGUUUAAAUUCUACUCAAAUACAAAAAAUUUCAAAAUUAUUAAUAAAAAUUAGAGAACGAACUCCUAUAGAAUUUGUAAGAAAACCAAGAAGUCUUAACGAUGCUAUGUAUUGGAAAGCUACAGAGUUCCGCCAAUUUUUAUUGUAUACAGGACCCGUAGUGCUAAAUGGAUUUAUACGGCAAGACAUCUAUAUCAAUUUUUUAACUUUACAUGUAGCUAUAUCAAUUCUUAUUAAUCCAAAAUUAAUUAAAAACCAAAAUAAUAUUUUAUACGCUGAAAAACUUUUGACACAUUUUGUUAAGUCAUUUCAAAUUAUAUACGGAGAUCAAUUCGUAACCCACAACAUACAUAAUUUAUUGCAUCUUAGUAGAGAUGUUCAGAAAUUCGGAGCAUUAGAUGAAUUUAGCGCUUUUCGGUUUGAAAAUUAUUUGCAAAUGUUAAAAAAUAUUUUAAGAAAAUCAGAUAGGCCUUUGCAACAAGUUGCGCGACGUUUUGGGGAAAUGCAUGCAUGCGAAUAUCAAUUCCAUUCAAAAUUAGAUAAUCAAUCAAAUACUAUUUUGAAAAACAAACAUUGUGCAGGCCCUCUGCCGAAUAACUUAAUUAUGCAAAAUAAUCUUAAUCAGUACAAAAUUCUUAAAACCCAUUUAUAUUAUAUAAAUUGUAAAGAGGACAAAAAUAAUUGUUGUGUAUUAAAAGAUGGAUCUAAUAUUUGUGUUGUAAAUAUUAUUCAAUCACAAAAUCUAGAGAUAUUUAUUAUCGGAGUAAAAUGUAACAAACUCAAUACGUUAUAUUCUUUACCAUGCUCUUCUGGAAAACUUAAUAUUCAUAUUAUUAGCAAAACAACUGAAAUGUCUUUGUGGCCUAUCACUGAAAUUGAAGGAAAAGUUUAUAAUUUACUAAACAGUAAAAAUGAAAGCAUUGCAAUUCCCCUAUGUCAUGCCGGUGUAUAAGCUUUAAGCUUUUAAUUUUAAAUGAUCUUUUAGUUCUUUUAAUCUACUGUUUGCUCAAGAAUUACAAAAUUUUUAUUUUUAAAUUACUUAAAUUUAUAUUUAUA